This is a messenger RNA of Penicillium taxi, 939 nucleotides long. Its product is annotated as PhzF family phenazine biosynthesis protein. The transcript has a single exon. Bases 1 to 939 code for a protein of 312 amino acids. Lineage: Eukaryota; Fungi; Ascomycota; Eurotiomycetes; Eurotiales; Aspergillaceae. Gene Ontology annotation, molecular function: isomerase activity. Gene Ontology annotation, cellular component: cytoplasm. Gene Ontology annotation, biological process: biosynthetic process. The record is from RefSeq and is a predicted model, not a curated record.
AUGACUAAACUCCAAUUCACCGUCCUCGAUGUCUUCACUUCGAAGCCAUAUUCCGGCAACCCACUGGCCGUAGUUUUCCUACCGGAAGAUGAGUCCAAGGCGCUGACCCAACACCAGAAGCAAACCAUUGCCAAAGAAUUCAACUUGUCAGAGACAAUCUUCGUGCACCCAAAUCGGGAACAAUCCAAAAGAACAAUUGACAUCUUCACAACCGAUGCCGAGCUUCCAUUUGCUGGUCACCCGACCAUCGGCGCCGUAACAUGGUUGCUAUGUCUCGCUCCAGAUGCGCAAUCCACAGAGAUCAACACACUAGUGACGAAAUCCGGCGGCAUCGCGAUCUCACUAAUUGAUUCAGAGACGAAGUUCGUCUCGGCUAAGAUCGCACACAACACCCACAUUCACGCUGCACAAUUUAGCUUGCAAGAUCUGCUGCGUCUGCAGCCAGCACUGGCUGGUUUCUUCCCCCAGCAGAGUGUUUCCUUCCCUCAAUUCUCUUGUGUUAAGGGCAUGAACCAGAUCCUGGUUGAGCUGCCUUCUCUGGAGGCAUUGGCCGCCGUGACACUUAGCGCGGGCAGCAUCGGGGUCGACGCUCUCGACGAGGGCUGGAGAUUGGGCCAUGUUUGCCUAUACUUCUUUGUUCGCGACGUGGAUGACGAGAUCACUAAAAAGAAAAUUAUUCGAACUCGUGCAAUCGAAAAUACUAUGGAGGAUCCCGCUACCGGUAGUGCGGCUAGUGGAUUGACCUCUUACUUGACCUUGAUUGAAGGCCAGGCUGGUAAACAGCACCGGUACAGCUUGGUUCAAGGAGUGGAGAUGGGACGUCGGAGCGAGAUUGGGGUUAAUGUCACAUUGAAUGCCGAUAAGAAGAUUGAGCAGGUGGAGCUGACUGGUACUGCUGUUCAGGUGUCAGAGGGCAAGAUUUCAGUUCCCGAGCUGUAA